AAACCAUAGAUUGAAUUAAAACCAUUCAAGUCAAAAACUGUAGGUUUAUCGCAGUGUUCUGGCCCAUCAACAGCUUCAAAACAUCUGGGUACGUUGAGCAACACUAACUACUUCAAAGGAAUCAUAAGAAAUCAUAAUGUAUAGCCAUUCCAACUUGUCAACUUCAUCUGCGGGUUCCCGCUCUAAGCGAUUGUCUUCGAACAACCCUUUCAGGUCGGCUAUUCUACAAGAAGAAUCAAGGAUGGUCGGUGAUGAUUUGAAUUACAGGCGUUGGUUGGAGAAUCACGCGGAAGAAAGUAUGGAUUCAGACAACGAGAUUCAUCCUUCAACAAAGACUUAUACUGAGCCAGAAUUGUAUUCUGCGAAAUCAGAGUCAUCGAUACUUUAUUCCAAGAUGUCUAACAAUCCGUUCACCGAAAUGUUAUCUCCUUCUUCAACUGGAACUGGAAAUGUUCGAAAUCAUUCACAAGGCAGUUUGUCAAAACCUUCUCACCAGUUGCCAGGAAAACCUCAUAAACAUGCCCAAUACGAUGAACACUCUGAUUAUUAUGAUGACCAUGACCUACCGCCUCCUUACGAUGAAGUCACAAAUAAAUACCAGAAAGAUGAGUAUCCCAAAGACGAGAAAUUAAAACAAAGCAGCGAGUCUAGUUCAAGCGAGUCUUCUCCUAAUCCAUUUCCUGCGUCAUCCUCCGCCCCAAAGCAAUAUUAUAAAACCCGUAGGGAGCAUAAUGGAAAACGGUUGGAUGCAGAGCAGAUGACAGGGACAGUGGUCACUAAAAUUGCGCCAGAUGGCAGAGUCAGAUCUAAAAGUGCGGGUGAGUCUAGCAGACCACACAAGUCUAUUGAGUACAGAUCCUCUCGCGGCCACAAAGAGCAUAGAUCUCAUCGACACCAUCGGUCCAAAAAACAAACUGUGAUGGAUAAACCAAAGAACCUGGAUACCAUAGACAAGUUGGAUGUUACUGGGUUUUUUUCGGGUGGCGGUUUUCACCACGAUGGUCCAUUUGAUGCUUGUACGCCUCAUAGAAACAAAGAUACUAAAGCCGCACCCGUUAUGGCGUUCCCAGUUGAUGGUCCAAAUAAUUCGAUCAAAGGGAUGGCUCCCAAGAACAACAGGGAUCAACAAAUUGAUAUGGUAUUCGGUUACAAUGAAGAAGAGCCAAUAUACACAUCAACAUCAAAGGGCGUUCAACCUGCAGGCAAAAGCCCAUACAGCAAUGGAGUCGUGGUAAAGCGAGCUUCCGCUUCAAAUAGCACAUUUCUUGAUUUAAAGCCUAACCCAAAUGUCGUUGCAUUUGACUCAAAUGUGAAGUCUGCUCCAAUCCAUGGCGAUACAACUUUGGGGCUUGGCUCUUCCACAUUCUUAGAUGGGGCUCCGGCCUAUGGAGUUCACGAAAAGAAGGAUGGAGGGGAGCUGGGUAGAAAGAAAAGUCUUGUGGAUAGAUUAAGGAAGAAAGAUGAUGAAACCACGGGUUUACUAAGAAGAGUCAAAAGUUUGAAAGUAUCCAGACGAUAGACAACGGAGAAGUCAUGCAAUUUUGUUUUCCCUACGCUCGUACUUGUUUUAGUUUGAAAGCUGAUGGACCCAUCUACACUAUGAAAAGGUUCCACUGUUGUUUCUGUUAAAAUGUUAGCUGUAACUGAUCUCUAGCAGCUUCAGAAUUUAUUUUUUUUUUAUCGCUAGUACAAACUGAAGUGUGAGGAGUGGUAUAACUUAUCGCAAUAAGAUUUGUGCCACUCUUACGAAUGAGCUGUAAUAACUCGAUUUAUCCUACCGUGUUUAUUCGAUCCGUGGAUGGGCAUAUCAUAAAUGAGGACCUCAGCCCCAUUAGCUGGUCUGAGCAGCAGCUAAAUAUAUUAAAAGGUAUAGUUAAACAUAUUAGUCCGAAAGAUCAUCAAUUCAGCGUGAGUUUCAAUUUCACAGAACUAAGCAAGUCCUGGCAAAUUAGCAAGGAUCGCAUUUAUGCAAAGAUUAUUGAGCUAUAUUACAUUAGAGAUACUUCACCAAAUCAGCUGAAUGUCGAAGAUUCUAGCAGCAAGGAUAAGCAAAUUUGGUUCGAGCGAUCAUCCGACAAAGACUGUGAAAAGCAUCAUCCUGUUCAUGAGUUGGAGCUGCUGAAAAUCAACCCAAUAAAUUCGGACCACAGCGACACAGCAGGACUCCAGUAUAAACAACCAUUCUCUUUGGGCCAGACUCCUUCUCUGGAUAUUGGUUCAAUGAGAACAGGUCCAUUGGAUGCAGACAACUCAAACUCUAGUUCAAGUGAUGAAAGUAAUACAAACAUGGUGGCAACUUCAGCAUAUCUCUAUCGAUCGAAAUUCAUACAGCGUGAAAUUCCAAAUCAAAUUGGCCAAUCUGAUAACGAAUUUGAACAGGAGAUCAAUAACAAUGACUACUUGUUGACGGGGACAACCGAGAGUUUAUCAAAAUCACUAUUAGAGCAAGAGCUCUUAGAGCGUAUUUGAAUCAUAUACCAGGCCGCGAAACUAUCUUCAUUUGAACUCGUGUGAGGAUUUGAAAAUAUGAGUAUAAUCAGUCUUCUACUAAAACAAUCCUUCAAUAUUACUCAAUUUUUGUCAGCAUCAAAUUCAACCUUAAUAUAAGGUUCCUGAGGUCCGUUUAGAUCUGACUUUUUCCAAACUCAAGUGACAUGAGCGAUUGGAAGGAUUUCAAGAGUUUCGCACUGUGUGGAAACGAAGAUUAUAUUGUAGAACUA
Messenger RNA from Ogataea polymorpha, 2720 nucleotides. RefSeq lists its product as uncharacterized. The record is from RefSeq and is a predicted model, not a curated record. The transcript is spliced from 2 exons. The coding region runs from base 137 to 1519 and encodes 460 amino acids. Gene Ontology annotation, cellular component: cytoplasm. Lineage: Eukaryota; Fungi; Ascomycota; Pichiomycetes; Pichiales; Pichiaceae.